GUUUAGUCAUUCUACGAGUUGGACAUUGACCAUUUGUCAACUAUUAUAUGUCAGCCUGCAACUCGCAGUCUGUGCAUCUAAACAACUGAUUUUGCAGGUACAUCCCAUGCGGAACUUCAUUUCGAGAUUGAGAAACGAUAGACGUGGUACCAAGACCGAAUCGGCAGGGUCUGGUCUUCAACCUGAAGAGGCACCACAAGAAAGCCCACUACAACGCCUCUACCGGUAUCGCAAGCAACGUGGAGUGAAUCUCGGCUCGUGGUUCGUUUUGGAGCGGUGGGUAUCGGAAUCACCGUUUCAAUGGGCCGCCGGCAACGGACACAGUGAUCUGGACGUUGCCAAAGGUCUACACGCGAAGCAGGUUCUGGAACACCAUUGGGAUUCCUGGAUCACCGCCAGCGAUUUCGAAUGGCUCGCGGCAAGGGGAAUCAACACUGUGCGGAUCCCAAUCGGAUACUAUCAUAUCUGUGCAUUGGAUCCAUCUAUCCUUACUCGAACUGACUUUGAUGGCCUUCAACAUGUUUUCGAAGGAGCGUGGAGUAGAAUCGUCACUGCAGUGAGGACGGCGCAGAACUUUGGAAUUGGGGUGAUAUUUGACCUUCACGCAGCUCCUGGCAAACAAAAUCAAGAUCCGCAUUCCGGAACGUCAUCCCCGGUAAUUUCAUUUUUCAACAGCAAGUUUAACAUGCAGUUGGCCGUUCGCACUCUCCGCAUACUAGUCACACAACUCGUUGCUUUGCGGACACAGGAACCCGCGGUUAACAAUAUUGCCGGUGUAGAGCUUCUCAACGAACCCCACCCGCCCUCACACGAAAUACUUUACAAGUGGUACAGGGAGGCAAUGCAAGAGAUAAGAAAUAUUGACCAUGGCUUCCCGAUCUACAUAUCAGACUGUUGGAUGACUGAUCAAUACGCCGAUUUCAUCGCACACUUACCGCCUUCUUUGGCGCUGACUUGCGUCGACCAUCAUUUAUACCGGUGUUUUACGGGGAGCGACAUUUCAACCUCAGCAGCGCAGCACACUGCAUCCCUUACUGAUCGGAAUGCCCCCUUUCCACAAAUGUUCUCCCGCGUUUCGGAGAAGCUCGCAGCUGCAGGAAGUGGACUCAUAGUUGGCGAGUGGUCUGGAGCCUUGAAUCCAGGCUCUUUGCAAGGCACUGCGGAUGAACAUCGGGAAAGAGCGUCUUAUAUUCGGGCUCAGCUUGACCUGUUCGAGCUGUACUGCGCUGGAUCAUUCUUUUGGACAUACAAAAAAGAGCAGCCUGGAGACCAAGGAUGGUCUUUCCGAGACGUGGUUGAAAGCGGCAUCUUCCCCGACGUUGUGGGCAUGAUGCCAGUAAAAGAUUUUGUUGGACUCAGUGCCGACAUAAGCGCGAGAAAUGCGACCGCUAAAAAUAUUGCCUUAGGCCAACACGUAUCCUACUGGGCGCGAUUCCCUGGUCAUUACGAGCAUUGGCGUUUUGAUGCCGGCUUCGAUCAGGGUUGGGUCGAGGCUUAUGACUUCUUUGCCUUCGAUCGCGCGGGCCAGGUCACCGUCUCCGAGAUGGGAUUCAAGGGCUGCAUUGCGAAGAGGAAGAUGCAGGAUCAUAUUCGUGAAAAAGGAUGUAGCAGCAACCUUUGGGAGUUCGGUGAGUGUACUGUUCAAAUGAUUUCCCAUUCUGGGUUUGUGCCGCUUUUCGGCCGGCAGUACGCCAUACCCGCUAUCUCGAUAAGUCCAUCUGCAGUAUCGCAGAUUUAGGUGGUCGUGUUCUUAAUAUAUUUCAGAGCAUGGAUUUAGCCAAGGGGUAGAUGCUGCGAAGCACGAUUUUCAACAUCACUACUGUUGAUUUUCACGUGUUAAGGUGUAAGAUCUUCGCAGUAUGUUCUGAAGAGACAAUCUAUAUCUCUG
Molecule: messenger RNA, 1888 nt
Organism: Suillus paluster
Lineage: Eukaryota; Fungi; Basidiomycota; Agaricomycetes; Boletales; Suillaceae
Product: glycoside hydrolase family 5 protein
Exons: 6
Coding region: 107-1738 (543 amino acids)
Biological process (GO): glucan catabolic process
Cellular component (GO): extracellular region; cell surface
Molecular function (GO): glucan endo-1,6-beta-glucosidase activity
Source: RefSeq, a predicted model, not a curated record